This is a messenger RNA of Stegodyphus dumicola, 4562 nucleotides long. RefSeq names its product mitogen-activated protein kinase kinase kinase 11-like. Lineage: Eukaryota; Metazoa; Arthropoda; Arachnida; Araneae; Eresidae. Gene Ontology annotation, molecular function: protein binding; JUN kinase kinase kinase activity; ATP binding. Gene Ontology annotation, biological process: protein phosphorylation. The record is from RefSeq and is a predicted model, not a curated record.
UCUCUAUAGACAAUGAUCACAUCUAACAGAGAUGUAUCAUGGCGAAGAAAAUUUGUUUACGAUGAACUUAUAAUCGCUGAUAUGUCUCUCUCUAAAGAGAGAAUUCAGCUGAGAUGCGGUGAUGAGUGCUGCAAUAAGUUAUUACGAGCACCGAACCGUUAACCAUUCUUUUUGGGUGCUUUAGUGUAUGAUUUUAUAUGAAGCCUAUGUAAAUGAGUACUCCUGUCGGUAGUCUGUGUGUUCAUUCCAUGGCUCAGCCGCAAGCUCUCAUGGAACAUGUGAGCUUUACCUCUCAUUUAAAUGUGGAUAAACAUGAGGGGUUCGGGUCCUAGCAGCUUUAUAUAGCUAUCGCUUUGCGUAUUUACCCUGUCCAUGGAACCUAAUCAAGGGAUUGCAGGAGGCGAUAAUGGCCGUGAAGACAAAAUCCAAUUUUGGACAGCUGUUUACGAUUAUGAAGCUGUGGGAGACGACGAAUUAUCAUUACGUAGAGGAGAGCAAGUGGAAGUGUUGUCUAAAGAUUCCAAGAUAUCUGGUGAUGAAGGCUGGUGGACGGGUAAAAUUGGUGAUAAAGUUGGGAUUUUCCCUAGCAAUUUCGUGACUCAACAAGAUAUAAAUCGCUUAGAACAAGUAGGAAAUAAUAGUAGACCUUUUGAAAUCCCAUUUUCUGAGUUGGAGUUGGAAGAAGUGAUUGGUGUGGGAGGCUUUGGUAAAGUGUACAGAGGAUUUUGGAGAGGGGAGGAAGUCGCUGUGAAAGCUGCUAGGCAAGAUCCAGAUGAAGACAUAAGUGUAACAACUGAAAAUGUGAGGCAAGAAGCAAAAUUGUUUUGGUUGCUGAAUCAUCCAAAUAUUGUAACUUUGAAAGGCGUGUGUUUGGAAGAACCUAAUUUAUGCUUAGUGAUGGAAUACGCUCGUGGUGGACCAUUGAAUCGCGUACUGAGUGGUAGAAAAAUUCCUCCUGAUGUUCUUGUGAACUGGGCUAUACAGAUAGCUAGAGGAAUGAAUUAUCUUCAUUAUGAAGCACCUGUAUCAUUAAUCCACCGAGAUUUAAAGUCUAGCAACGUUUUGCUCAGUGAACCAUUGGAAAAUGGGGAUUUAAGAAAUAAGACUUUAAAAAUAACAGACUUUGGACUUGCCAGAGAAGUGUAUAAAACAACUAGAAUGUCUGCUGCUGGUACUUAUGCAUGGAUGGCUCCCGAGGUUAUUAAAUCAUCAACAUUUUCAAAAGCUAGUGAUGUAUGGAGUUAUGGUGUAUUGCUUUGGGAACUGCUGACCGGAGAAACACCUUACAAAGGCAUUGAUGCUUUGGCUGUGGCUUAUGGUGUAGCUGUAAAUAAACUGACGUUGCCAAUACCAUCAACUUGCCCUUCACCAUUUUCUUCUCUAAUGGAGGCAUGCUGGCAUCCUGAUCCACAUCAGAGGCCAACUUUUAUGCAAAUAUUACAUGAGCUGGAAGAAAUAUCUCGGUCACCAUUCAUGAAUACACCUCAAGAAUCUUUCCAUACUUUGCAAGAGGAUUGGAAGCAUGAGAUUGCAGAGAUGUUCCUUGAACUACGUUGCAGGGAAAAGGAACUGAGAUGUCGGGAAGAGGAACUGACAAAAGCUUUGCUGCAACAGAAAAUUCAAGAAGAAUUUUUGAGGAAAAGGGAACAAGAACUUGCUGAACGUGAAAUCGAUUUGCUUGAACGAGAAUUAAAUAUUAUGAUUCUCCAACAACAGCAAGGUAGGCCAACACCAAAAAAGAGGAAAGGAAAGUUUAAGAAGAGUCGUUUAAAGCUACUGAAAUCUGGAGGGCAAAUCAGUAUGCCAUGUGACUUUCGGCAUAAUAUCACGGUUCAGCCGUCCCCUACCAUGCGACCAGAAAUCGUAGGAUUACGUAUGCCCGCUAGUCCAGAGAGCCCCCCAGCAUCUCCCAAUCUACCUCGGCUUAGAGCUUAUGCAUUACCAGUUGAUGGAGUGAAGGGUAAAACUUGGGGACCUAGUACUGUUCAUCAGAAAGAACGCUGCCAUUCUCGUCGCUUAUUGAUAGAUGGAAAUAAGCGCUGGUCUAAAAGUGCUCCAAACUUGGAAAAAUCACAGAGAGGUGCUUAUUCUAGUGUACUGUCUAAUUUUGGAGCCUUGCCUGAAUGUGGUACAGAAGAAUGGCAGUUAGAAAGCUUGCCUUUGCCAAGACAUCAUACUCUUUAUAAUGGUGCCAGUGGAAGUGGCGAUAGCCUUAAAAGAACAAGCCAUAUUAUUAAUCUGGUCUUAUACAAUAUUGCUGCCAUAGCUGCUAGUGUAGCUGCUGGUUUUGAUAUAAGGCUUGCCACGCAGACCACAGUCCAUCCAAAGUUAACACCUGUUUGGUCGGAGGAUGAUGAUGAAGAGAAAAGAUGGUGGUAUAGAGAGCAAGGUUCUCCAUUAUGUCUUGGAUCUGAAUAUGAAUUCUCAUCUGCUUCAGGGUACCCGCAUAAUACAUACCAUGGUCCAACAAGGCAUUAUAGACCAGGUCUAAAUUUUGAUUUUGGGAUCCCCUUGCAUUUCACUGAUUCUCCCCAACAUAAUCCUAGCAUAAGCUCUGGUGGUUCUUACACACCACAUGCACAGAGUCCUUGUCGCAAAUCAUCCAAUGCUAGCAAUGAAAGUGAACAUGCUGCAACGAGUUCAAGUUCUGGAUUCGGACCUUCUCCAUUAGGUAUAUCAUCAGUAUUGGAACGCAUGUCAUAUGACUUCAACCGCCAAGAAGGAUACCACACACCCCCUCCGCAUUUUCCAGAUCAUUCCCGUCAUCCUGAAAUUUCUUAUCACUAUUAUCAAGAAUACAGAGGUGCUGGUGUGGAAUCCGUUUGCUACGUAGAGAAAGUUUAUGCCGAUCAGGCAAGGCCAGACGUUUAUCAUGUUGAACGUUUGUAUCCCGAGGUAUGUCAUCAAGAAAGUCUUCAUUCAUAUGAAAAUCCUAGUUCUCCUACUCCUUCAUCGACUGUUGGUCUAGUACAACCUCGUACGCCACAGCGAAUAAUAUACACUCAUAGACGAACUUCUUCUAAUGUUUCUGAUACUUCGAAUGCUUCCUCUAAUAUCAAUCCCAUGUUCCGAAUGGAAAAUAAUGAACAGGAAUCAGAAGUUCUCUCUCAUUCUUUACCGCCUUUAACAGUAGGGGCUUAUCAUGCUCCUUAUGUUACAGUGAUUACCUCUUUGCCCAACACACCUCGAAGGAAGAAUAGUCAGGAUAGUGCAAUGAUGGAUUCUUCUGGCAGCUAUCGCUCUUUGGCCUACGCCAAAAUAAAAUCUGGUCUAGACAAUAUUUCUUCUCCCACAAAAGGGUGCCUCAGUACCUCGUCGAAUAACGAUGGUACGCCUACGAAUGGAACACCUUUCAAUAGCUCUAGAAGUUCAUCUAAUGAAGAAAAUGGAAGUGCGUCUCGAGUUCGCUUCAGUAUAGAUGAAACUGAAGAGCCUAUUAUAAAAACUGUAAAUAAAGCUUCUGGAACAGACGAUCUCAAGAGCCUCCUAGACAUUCCAGCCGACGGACAAUCUCAAGACAGCACGGUUCCACUUUCAGAUACGAUCAAUAUCGAUGACCAUCGGCAGUCGUCUGUGAGGUAGUGAAAAAUUUUUGGCAACCUUAAUGCAAGUAAAUGUACAAUUUUCAGUAGAAUUAUAACUUUUCCUAAGAAAAUAAGAUAGUUUUUGUAAAAAUAUAUAUAUAUACAUAUACAUAAAUAUAUAAAUAAAUGAACCAUUGAAGUAAAAAGGAUAGUUCACAGGUAAAGACUGUUUUGCCAGUGAGAUGCUGGUUUCAGUCCAUGUAUUGGAGGGGGGGGAGGGGAAUAUGUACUUCCAUUGUGAACAACUUGAGAGUUUUUCUGUAAGAGUAGGUCACUGUAUUGACCCAAAUGUAAAGUGGCCUUGUUUAAAAUUUGAUCUUAAAUUUUUUAACUUAAUUGUGUAUGGAAAAAAAAAAAUCUGUGUAAGUAAGGCUGUAUCUUGCAUGACCUAGGUAUGUUAAGGGCAUUUUUAAAUAACCUGAACGUAAAUGUAUUUCCUUUCUUUCAUCAUUAUCUUUUUUUUUUUUUUUUUUUUUUUUUUUUAAUGUCCAGGUGCUUUGUUUAAUAGCCAAAUGUAUUUUCUUUGAAUAUGCAAUUUAGAGUGUAGAUGAUAAAUUAUUUUUAGUUUUUGUCAUCAUCCUUGUUUUCUUCUUCUAUACCUAUACAGAAAAAUUUUGCUCCGUGCAUUUAAUUAUAAUUAAAAAAAUUGUAACUACUUUGUUAUUUAUUUUCAGCUUUGGUGCUUACUUUAUAUGUUUUAUUUCUUGGCUAAGGAGAGGGGAUGUGAGUUUGAUAUUCAAAAGCACCCAUUUUUCGGAAAGGCAUGCUAAGAAAAAAGCAAUUUACAUUUGGGUCAGUCUUAAUGCAAUAUUUUAGUCUUCUUUACCUUACUAGUUCAUGCACCGAGUUUUUAAGUGUUUCAUAAGCAUAAUAUUCAGUUUUAUUUUAUUUGAAGACCAUUUUUGUUGGAUAACUGUUUUAUUAUUUCAAGUCUGAAUUAUUAAUUUUGAUAAAAAAAAAUUAGUAGCUUUGUGUGUU